Oppiella nova is the source of this 476-nucleotide messenger RNA. Lineage: Eukaryota; Metazoa; Arthropoda; Arachnida; Sarcoptiformes; Oppiidae. The record is from the annotation of a GenBank genome assembly.
AUGUUAUCAUCUAAUACCUGCGUAGACUGUCCGUCCGGUUGGACUAAAGGUGUAGACAAUGAAUGCCUACUAAUACCCGACAAAACUUCUUACGGAACCAAUUAUACAACUGCACUGAAAACAUGCGCUCAGAAAUAUAACGCCCAGCUCAUUUCAAUUAAAAGUGCUGCCAAGAACAAUUUUGUAACCCAGUGGUUUAAAGAUCAAAAGUUCGAUGCUUACUUUUGGCUAGAUGCUACCAGGGUGCUAAAAGCGGACAGCUCGGACAGUUUCAUUUGGUCUAAUGGGGAUCAGCUGACGUACACCAAUUGGGAAUCAGGUAUAAAUGAACCAAAUGGCAAUAUACCUGAGCACCUGGAUGCAGUUGAGGUUUGUGUAAGCGUGUAAAAUGGAUGGACGUACCUUGCUAUCAAACAUGCGCUCAGAAAUAUAACGCCCAGCUCAUUUCAAUUAAAAGUGCUGCCAAGAACAAUUUU